GCGCACUGGAUAGCGGCCCAACGGAAGCGAUUAGGCCGUGGGCCCGGGCUGCUGCUAACUGAAUUUCCCACCAAAAAUACAAAACCAAAACCUCUCUCUGCAAUGCUCCACCUUUUCCCCAGAAAGAAGAACAGAGAGUUCAAGUUGGAAAAUCUCUCCAUUUCCCUCCGGGAAAAUUCUCUCUCCCCCAAGAAAAUCGAAAGAGGGGAAGGAAUCAGUUAAUGCGCGGAUCAUGAAGCAACGACGGCUCCGAUUUUUUCUGCGGUUCUGGACUGCGCUGCUGCUCUUCUUACUUGUUGCGUCUGUUUCUCAGGCGAGGCCCCGCCGUGGACGAGAACCUAGUUAUCUCAAGUUCGUAGCAAAUGCCACUGCCUUCCCAUCAGAAGAAAACUAUGACUACGUUAUCGUUGGGGGAGGUACUGCUGGUUGUCCUUUGGCGGCUACGUUAUCGCAAUCCUACAAGGUUCUUCUCCUCGAACGCGGUGGAGUUCCCUACGGCAGACCAAGUUUGAUGACGCAAGAAGGCUUCUUGACCACACUCACAAACGUCGACUCAUUUGACUCUGCUUCCCAAUCCUUCAUCUCGGAAGAAGGUGUCCCUAACGCAAGAGGGCGGGUUCUUGGGGGAAGCAGCACGAUAAACGCCGGCUUCUACAGCAGAGCAGACCCAGAUUUCUAUAAGUAUUCCGGAGCCAAUUGGGACCUAAGAGUGGUGAAUGAGUCCUACGAAUGGGUUGAGAGGGCUAUAGUCUUUAGACCGGAGCUUAGAAACUGGCAAUCAGCAGUUAGAGAUGGGCUGUUGGAGGCUGGGGUCGAUCCUUACAAUGGUUUCAGUUUGGAUCAUGAGGUGGGGACUAAGAUUGGAGGCUCUACCUUCGAUGGCAGAGGGAGGAGGCAUAGCGCUGCUGACCUUCUCAACUAUGCGAAUGCCAGCAACAUAAAUGUGGCCGUUUAUGCAAGCGUGGAGAGGGUGCUGCUAGCAUACAGCGGCCCGCGUGGAAGCUCGAGGUCUGCAAUUUCAGCCAUCGGUGUGGUGUAUCGAGAUCGGGUGGGGCAGUAUCAUCACGCCAUGGUGCGUGAGAAUGGGGAAGUGAUUCUCUCAGCUGGUGCCAUUGGGACUCCUCAGCUGCUGUUGUUGAGUGGGAUUGGCCCAAGGCCUUACCUUUCUUACUGGGGGAUUCCUGUGGCCUACCAUCUUCCAUACGUGGGGCAGUAUCUCUAUGACAAUCCUCGGAAUGGGAUCUCAUUCGUGCCCCCAGUGCCACUGGAACACUCGCUGAUACAAGUGGUUGGCAUCACCGAGCUUGGAGCAUAUGUUGAGGCAGCCUCCAACGUCAUCCCAUUUGUAUCCCCUGCGCGUUCUGUCUUCAUCAGGGCACCCUCUGCGCCGCUGUACCUGACGGUGACCACUCUCAUGGAGAAAAUCGUCGGGCCACAAUCUGUUGGGUAUCUGAGGCUGUCGUCGACAGAUGUAAGGGUGAACCCACUUGUGCGUUUCAACUACUUUUCAAGCCCUAUUGACAUGGAGAGGUGUGUGAACGGGACCCGCAAGAUUGGGGAUGUGCUGAGAACCCGUGCCAUGGCGGACUUCAGGUUUCGUGACUGGUACGGUGUUAGGAAUUUCAGGUUUGUCGGGCCCGCACUGCCCGUUGAUCAGUCUGAUUUCGAGCAGAUGGCUGAUUUCUGUCGACGAACUGUGAGCACCAUAUGGCAUUACCACGGCGGGUGCGUGGUGGGGAAAGUGGUGGAUGCUGACUACCGUGUCUACGGCAUCCGGUCACUGAGGAUCGUUGAUGGCUCAACCUUGACAAUCUCGCCAGGCACCAAUCCACAGGCCACUCUUAUGAUGCUUGGCAGAUAUGUCGGCCUCAAGUUAAUCAAAGAGCGAGAAGUACCAUCUGAGGUGAAGUCUGACUCUGGUGACCUGUAGUGUAACUGACCUUGAAGAAGAGAUACAGCAGCUAGCAGGUACUUCGUUCAUCUGAAGGUGUUCUGUUUUUACUUAGGAUAUUGAGAAUUGUAUAAAGUUCUAGCAUGCCUGUAGAAUGAAACUAUUGGUGGUAUACACGCAAUGAAGCAACUCAUGUGUCGUUCACUGCAAAAUGGAGAGAUUGGUAGAGGAAUAUGACUGAUGAAGUUGUACUUGGGAUGAUGAUGAUGGUCCAUCUCUCUUUGGAACUGCCAUUAGGGUUUCUUCUUUUCUUGGUAAGAAGCUUGUUUGAUUGAGUUUGACUUCCCAGCAAACUACAUGGCUAGUUGUUUCUGUAUAUGAUGAGUUUGAUUACAGCAACUAUGUUGAACCAUAACUUUUUACCACAGCCUGCAGUAAGUUUUCAUAUCAGUCAUCUAACUUAUUUUCAUCCCUGUUUUUUUUUUUUUUUUUUUACUACUCGGUGAGAUACCCUCUGAGUAAAUGGGGUGGAAAAUGGGAAUUGGAGUAGAUGCAUAACUCAUCAUAUAGGACAAAAGAUAGCGACGGUGGUAGGAUUUGGAUACCUACCGACAAGAUUGGUUUAAUGUGAUGGGAGGGAUUUGGUGGCUGCCCUGCCUGGCUUGUUCGAUCCUGUACCUAGUUCUAGUCCUCAUUCAUUUCUCACAUGGAUGAAUUAUUCCAGUUCUUGUUUAACGUUAUUCUUUCCAAUAAUUAUGCUCUGGUUCUCUGUUUCUUUUAUUAAAAAAAAAAACUACAUUUAGAUCACUUAAAAUAAGGCUACAUUUAUAUGAAAGAUGUGUGCCUACACUUUCUUAAAGCUUUUUGCUCUUUGUUGUCCAACCUUUUUUCCAAGUGUGUGAAGAGUAUAAACCACCCAUUUGUAUAAUGAUGAGUUAAGUGCUACUGCUAAAUGCUAAUGUGGCCCCAUGGGUCGACCACCCACCAGGCAGGGAUGGCAAUUUCGACCUGACCCGUUCCACCCGACUUGUUUGGCCUGUUUUGGAGCGGGCUGGGUAGAGUAGUCGAAUUAAAUCCUAAAAUCCUA
This is a messenger RNA of Linum trigynum, 2978 nucleotides long. NCBI's taxonomy places the organism in Eukaryota, Viridiplantae, Streptophyta, Magnoliopsida, Malpighiales, Linaceae. The record is from the annotation of a GenBank genome assembly.